UCACAAACCUACAGCAAUCAGAUAUCUGGCGUGGGUUUCAGAAGAAAACAUCCAAGAAAAAAGACAAGGAAUGUGAGGGUGAGAACAUGACGAAGAAGAAGAAUGCUGAUGAGGAUCAAGCUGGCAAAAAAGGGGGCAGUGGAAUGGCAUUUCUCCAGAGGGUAAAUUCAGUGUUCAGUAAAAAUCAGCCUAAAUCUCAAAGAAAGCAUCCUAAUGCCCAGUCAGUAGGAAUGUCCACACCAGAGAAGGAAGCCAUGAGUUCUACACAAAGAGGAGAACCAGGUAGAACCACAGAUGAAUGGAACGCUCACCAUGUGCCAAAACCCUGUGUGUCAGAAGAGUCGUCAAAGGUUGUAGAAGAUCCAGAAACACAUGGUAGAAUGGAGCUGCAAAAAACCAAAUACGAUGCACCUGCUGUCGACUAUAGACUAAUUCAUCCUACAAAGAAUGGGGGAACUGCAAACCAGACAUUUAUACCAUUCGAAACUGGAGAUUCUGCUCUAUUUCUAAGGAAUUCCUCUAAGAAAAAACACAUGGAUCCUGGUACUUCUGCAACCACAAGGGAUAUAUUUCAUAUGAUCAGCAAGCUACAGGAUGAAAAUGCUACCCUAAAGCAUGAAAUGGACACAGUGAAAUAUCAGUAUGAAAUGCUGAAACAUCACAAUGACAUACUAGAAAGGAAAUACCAUCAGGAAGUGACUACUAAAAUAAGAGAUAUAGAACAUCUAGUAACAACUGUAAAAGAAGUAACAGAAGAGGAGAAAAGAAAUGAUACUGGUAGUCCUGCAACUCUAAGCAAUAUACUGGAUAUAAUCCAAAAACUAAAGGAUGAAAUUGUUACCCUAAAGCAAGACAUGGAAAAAAUGCGACAGGAGAAUUUAAUGCCGAAAGAAGACAAGGACAGACAAGAAAGGAAAGACAGUCAACAAGAUACUGGUAAUCCUACAACUGUAAGAAAUAUACUGCAUACAAUUCAAAACCUAAAGGAUGAAAUUGCUACCCUAAAUCAACACAUGGAAAGACUGCAACAUAAGUUUUUAGUGCAGAAACAAGACAUAGACAGACUGGAAAGGAAAGAAAAUGAAGGGAGAACUACAGUACGAUACACAAAACACGAAACAAUAAAAGUAAAAGAAGUGAGAGAAGAGGUGCUACGAAAUGAUACUGAUAGUCCUUCAUCUCAAAACAAUAUACUGCAUACAAUCCAAAAGCUAAAGGAUGAAAUUGCUUCCCUAAAGCAAGACAUGGAAAUAUUGCAACAGGAGAAUUUAAUGCUGAAACAAGAUAUGAACAGACAGGAAAGGAAAGACAGUCAACAGGAUACUGGUAGUCCUGCAACUCUAAGCAAUAUACUGCAUACAAGCCAAAAGCUAAAGGAUGAAAUUGCUACCCUAAAGCGAGACAUGAAAACAAUGCAACACGAUUAUGUAAUGCUGAAACAAGACAUGGACAGACAGGAAAGGAAAGACAAUCAAAAAGAUACUGUUAGUCCUGCAACUCUAAGGAAUAUACUGGAUACAAACCAAAAGCUACAGGAUGAAAAUGCUACCCUAAAGCGAGACAUUGACACAAUGCAAAAUGAGUAUGUAAUGCUGAAAGAAGACAUUGACAGACUGGGAAAGAAAGCAUAUCAGCAUGAUUCUGAUAGUCAUGAAAAGUCAAGAGAGAGAUUCCAUGAAAUCCAAGAGCUACAGGAUGAAAUUGCUACCAUAAAGCAAUUAUUGGACAUAGUAAAACAUCACUAUAAAAUGAGGAUGCAAAUGCUGAAACAAAACAAGGACAGACUAAAGACUUCUCAUCAUGAAAUGAAAUCAGAGGACAUCAAGUGAACACAUUAUCGAAAAUAAUAGAAAAUUUAAAAAGAGAUAUACAAAAUGUAAAGUAUUCCACAUUUCACAGAAUUCAUUCACAAUCUAAUGCUGAGCCUGAUCCCAAGUAAGACACAGUAUUC
Molecule: messenger RNA, 1951 nt
Organism: Erinaceus europaeus (western European hedgehog)
Lineage: Eukaryota; Metazoa; Chordata; Mammalia; Eulipotyphla; Erinaceidae
Product: putative coiled-coil domain-containing protein 144C
Exons: 13
Coding region: 87-1829 (580 amino acids)
Source: RefSeq, a predicted model, not a curated record